Messenger RNA from Elephantulus edwardii (Cape elephant shrew), 786 nucleotides. RefSeq names its product transmembrane and immunoglobulin domain containing 1 (gene TMIGD1). Gene Ontology annotation, cellular component: neuron projection. The record is from RefSeq and is a predicted model, not a curated record. The transcript is spliced from 5 exons. NCBI's taxonomy places the organism in Eukaryota, Metazoa, Chordata, Mammalia, Macroscelidea, Macroscelididae. The coding region runs from base 1 to 786 and encodes 261 amino acids.
AUGACAUGGACGAGGAGCAGCCUGAGAGAAACCUGCCGAUUUCUUAUACUAAUGACUUUAUUUUUGCCAUGUGAGACGACAAGUUCUGUUUUAUCUGUAAAUGGCAAAACAGAGAACUACAUCCUCCACACUGAGCUUGACUCCCACGAGUCCCUGGAAUGUGCUGUACAGAAUCACACCAGCGAUGAGGAGCUUCUCUGGUACAGAGGGAACGGAAGAGUGGACUUGAAAUCUGAAAACAAAAUUAACUCCAGCUCCGUCUGUGUCUCUCCCAUCAGAGAAAAUGACAACGGAGUCACCUUUACCUGCAGGCUUCAGCGUGACCAGUCCAUAUCCAUCUCAGUGGUGUUGAAUGUCACUUUUCCUCCUCGCCUGAGUGGAGACGAAUUCCAAACAGCUGAGGAAGGGAGUGAUGUGUGGUUGGUUUGCAACGUGCACUCCAACCCCAAGGCUCAAAUGAGGUGGCUUAGAAACAACAGCACCCUUGCUUUGGAGGACAACUAUCAAAUCCAGGAGACGAGUGUGUCUCUUCAGCUUCUAAUCACUCAGGUCAAGAAAUCUGACAAUGGAACCUACACCUGCACAGCAGCUUCCCCUCUCUAUACGGAGACCAAGGACUUUCACCUGACUGUUAAAGAUAAAGGGCCAAUCAUACCAAUAGAGGCAAUCAUUGCUGCAUGUGUUGUGGUUUUUCUGACAUUGUGCUUCGGAGUGGUUGCUAGAAGAAAAAAAAUAAUGAAGCUCUGCAUGAAAAGGCAAGACCCCCAGAAUGGAACUUCUCUGUAA